This is a messenger RNA of Mizuhopecten yessoensis (Yesso scallop), 2450 nucleotides long. RefSeq lists its product as uncharacterized. The coding region runs from base 16 to 897 and encodes 293 amino acids. The record is from RefSeq and is a predicted model, not a curated record. NCBI's taxonomy places the organism in Eukaryota, Metazoa, Mollusca, Bivalvia, Pectinida, Pectinidae. The transcript is spliced from 7 exons.
CCAAGAGAUGACCUGAUGACCUCCGCAUGGCUAAGAUAUCUUCCCCAUUCCCAUUAUUAUUUGGAAAGAUUAAGCUACAUCAAACUCAAACAUAUUGCACCAAACCCACAGGGCGACUUCAACCACAGGGCCAUUGUCCACCCUCCUCCGGCCACAAGAGAUGACAUGAAGACCCCAGCAUGGUCAAGAUAUCUUCCGGAUUUACCAACUACUACAAUUCGAGACUACACCGGAGGAAAUAGCGUUGAGGACAUGCUUGAACACCAGGACAGCUUAGAUGACGGAAGUAACGAAAUCCCUUCAUUGCCAGUAGACAACAUUGACGUCGAGAUGAUGAACGCAACUGGUAUCCCCAACAUGCAAUGUUUUGAGUAUUACUCGUGUAUAUCGAAUGUAGAGGAGAAUGUCCCGCCAGGAUCCCUAAAGAAAGGCUUCUACAUAACCCCAGCGUUCAUGAAGAAACAAUGCAGGAAUACGAAGCGGAUUUUAAACUGUUUCCUUGCUGGGGAUUACUCGGAUUGUCCCGUUGCGGUGGCGAGUUUCCCUACGCUCCUACGGCUGUACAAUUACAUGUGUGUAGAGCCAGGCAGAACAGAGGUGAUGUCAGUUCUUCCCUGUGCAAACAUCUAUGACGUCCAGAGGUCGUUCUACACGUCAUACCUCACGUUUUCAUCGGCAGUCAAUACCAUCAUGAACUGGCCGAACGCCAAACCUUCGGACACCAGUCAUAUGUUUUGCUGGGCGAUGAAGAAUUUCAAAGACGAAACAGGUGGUUUUAUUGAGACCCACUGUUCCGCCCAGGAUCGUGAAAUAUACGAUAGAGUCGUAGACAUCUCCGCGGAACCGUUUACAAGACAGUACAACUGUUAUCCACAGGGAAACGACGACGGCCACUGAAACAUCAUAAUACAACAUCGACGGAUUAUCCCCCUUUGUUUUAUAUGGAUAAUCUCCCUUCGUUGCUGACAAUUUUUUUUACCAUACAUUAUAGUUUUUGACUAUUUCUGGAGAAUAUCGUAUUUGCGUCCUUCUUAAAAUAUGCAUUAUAAUUAAAAGUUUUACUUUUAGUUAUCUCAUCCAAAUUAGAUAUAAUAGGCAAGACCAUCAAAUAUUAUUCCGAAACUAUUGAAAAUUACAAAAUAAUUGUAAGUGUGCCAAAAAUCUUGUUAAAAAAACCCCAUAAAUUAUUUUAAAAAUUGGAAAACUAUGAUUUUUCUAUUCGUCUUUAUAGAUAAAAAUUCAAAAUCAAUAAGUAUUUGUAAACCCGAUUUGUGAUCUGUAACACACUAUCACAAGUGGAGCUAAACACGAACAUACCAAAAUGAACAUCUUCAACUGGCAAAACGAAAGUCUUCUACUACUAUUACGAAGGUAGUGUGUGUUUUUUUUUUGGAAAGAUGAAUCAUUAAAGAACUAUAGUAAACCCUGCUUAAAAGGGGUCCUGAUUAGACUUGACUUGGUUUUAAUAUUAUUAAUUAUUAUUGAUUUGGUAAUAAUAAAUCAGAUAUGAAGGGAUGUGAAAUCAAGUGAGAAUUUAACAGGUUAGUCAUGCUAUUAUGAUCAUAUACUAGGCUUACCCGGAGACGCAUAAAACCUUGAAAUAUACUUUCAGGCCUGGCUAAUAACUGUAAUCUGCAAUCGGACCACGCAUGACGAUUUCACUGCAUGUUACAGACGUUUGUGAAGGGGCUAGUGGCUUUCGGUCAGUAAAUCAAGUCUUGGCCGCAACAAAUAAUCGGACAAGAGAAAAUUUAUAUUGACAUUUUAUUAAAUCAUUUUUCCCGCGCAACACUGCUGAUUGGGAGAACCUCCCAGAAGAUCUCAUCAAAACAUCUGACUUCAAAACCUUCAAAACCUAUUAUCAUCAAUUUAAGUCCCAAACUUACUCCUCCAACUCUUAAAUGAUACUCGGAAUCUAGGUCUACAGUGAAGUGGUAAGUGAUCCGAUUGUCGUAAUUGUUUUAAGAGUUGUCUCCCUUGCAUGUAUUUUUUUCUCAACAUUUUAGAACAAUUUCGAAUUAGCUUGAAUGCUUUCAGUGUUAUAUUUUUUACCUUUCAAAUAUGUCAUAGAUUAAUUGAUAUUGUCUUAAAUUACACUCAUAACUACUUGUUACCAGGUUCCAUAGCUUGGAUGGAAUUCGUUUUGAAAGAUGUGUUGUGAAGUCAUGAAAUAUUGUGUACAUAAUAUGACUUUAUUAUAUUUUGCUAUAUCAUUCUCACUUUCAUGAGUCUGUUUGCUAUAAUAUCUGUGGAUUUUCUGUAAGUUUUGAUGUUGGUCUAUACAGGUCUAUUGCCUCUCGAUGUUUUGAGAGAUACGAAAGUAUAUUCUUUCUAAGAAAUAUAUUACAUAAACCAAUGUCUCUUAUCAACCUACAUUUUAUGCACAUUUUGAUUUUUUUAUGAUUAAGCAUUUGCUGAGGUUUAAAAUAAAAAAAACGCAUGAACUAAAA